This is a messenger RNA of Rhincodon typus (whale shark), 872 nucleotides long. Its product is annotated as procollagen galactosyltransferase 2-like. The transcript is spliced from 5 exons. The record is from RefSeq and is a predicted model, not a curated record. Lineage: Eukaryota; Metazoa; Chordata; Chondrichthyes; Orectolobiformes; Rhincodontidae. Gene Ontology annotation, molecular function: procollagen galactosyltransferase activity. Bases 57 to 650 code for a protein of 197 amino acids.
AUCCUCCCAUAGAGGCUUCCAGUAAUGUUUCCACGCCUGUAAAACACCUGGACAAGAUGGGAUUUGACGAGAUCUUCAUGAUAAAUCUCAAGCGCAGAACAGACAGAAGAAAACGAAUGCUCCAUACGCUUUAUGAACAGGAAAUCGAAGUCAAGGUGGUGGAUGCUGUGGAUGGGAAAGCCCUCAACACAAGCCAUCUGAAAGCUCUUAACAUUGAAAUGUUGCCAGGAUAUCAUGACCCUUACUCAGGAAGAAUACUGACACGGGGAGAGAUAGGCUGCUUCCUGAGCCAUUAUUACAUCUGGAAAGAGGUCAUUGACAGAGGGUUGCAGAAGGUUCUUGUCUUGGAGGAUGAUAAUAGGUUUCAGCCACAUUUUCGAAGAAGGAUAACAAAACUAAUGGAAGAUAUCAAGGAGAACCAGCUGGACUGGGACCUGAUCUACAUUGGUCGAAAGCGGAUGCAAGUGGAACAUCCGGAAAAAUCUGUGCCUGGCAUUAGGAACCUGGUGGAAGCAGAUUAUUCCUACUGGACAUUGGCCUACGUCAUAUCUCAGCAGGGGGCCAAGAAGCUGGUGGCUGCUGAACCUUUUGGGAAGAUGUUGCCAGUAGAUGAAUUUCUACCCAUCAUGUACAACAAACAUCCGGUGUAAGUUACUCACAUGUGUCUGGGUGCUGGAGGGGUUGGAGAGUUGGGGAAGGCGCCUGGUCCAACAAUGAAAAAAAUGGCAAUACGCAUCCAAGCCUCUUCCCCAUAACUAGCAUCUGUCAAGAAAAACAGUGCGAGAGAUGGAUUUGUCUGGCAGUUUCCACAGUGGAAACGUUUCCUGAUGGGUAGUUGCCUUGGUCCAACCCACAAAAGCAAAAGGUAACUA